Messenger RNA from Fusarium graminearum PH-1, 651 nucleotides. RefSeq lists its product as uncharacterized. NCBI's taxonomy places the organism in Eukaryota, Fungi, Ascomycota, Sordariomycetes, Hypocreales, Nectriaceae. The record is from RefSeq and is a predicted model, not a curated record. The transcript has a single exon. The coding region runs from base 1 to 651 and encodes 216 amino acids.
AUGCCUGGCGCUUUCGGACCUGAGGAUUACAUCGACUUUUAUGAGAAUCCCCUCGAAGUUCUUGACAAUUUGGAGUCUGCUUGGAAAAAUAGGGAACCACGAAUUACCUGGUCCACCAACAACUUGCCAACCCUUGACGAUGUUGACUUUGACUGGCGCACAUACAAUCCGCCAGGUGCACUGAGGAGGGCUCCUAACAUAACAUCUCAGGUUCUCCUGGAUAUACUUCAGUCAUCGGUUCAGAACGUCGAAGAGAGGAAUAUCGAAGAGGAUCGCCAGAAGAAAGAAGCUGAUGCUCAACGACAGCUUCAAGAGAAUGAAAAGGGCAAAAACAAAGAACCGUAUCUGCCCAUCAUCAUCCCUAUCGAAAAACUCGUCCAAGAUGACACAAGUAAAGAUGUACCUAAGAUCAAACCCGAUAUACUUAUGACAACUUUUGGUCCCAGUGUUACUGUUACAAAGAAUGGGGCCAAGGCAAACAAGAAGCGCCUCGUUGCGCUUCGUCGGUUCUUCCAGCGCAGCGAAGAAAAGGGCGAAAGCAGUGCUACAGGAGCGGUCCUGAUGGCUCUGCGAGAAGAAGCUGGAGAGACCGAACCUGGCAGCGAGAACCUCGUUCGUUUGACCAAGCCCGAUACCAUCGAGGAAGUGUAG